GCAUGUGUGAAUAAGCCUGCUUCCUGCUCCACUUCCUCCUCCUCCACCGUCGGCAUCUCCAUCUCCCCACCCUCCGUCUACCCGGAUCCAUCCAGGCAUCCAAGGAUCAAGCAGGCAAGCUGUCUCUUCUUCCCAGGAAAACGCGUAUCGCCUGGACAGCUGGACUGCCGCUGUCCCUCUGGAGGAUGAUCCUGUGGAUGAAGACGCAGGACAUGGCAUUAGGGGAGCUGCUGGAAAGACUGAAGACCGUCAUCAAAACCAUAGAUGAAAUCAUGCAAUUGGACAAUAGUCCGCUCCGAGCUACAGACAUCACUCCUGACCUCAGAAAGAGAUUCGCCUUCCUCUCAGGUGGCAGAGGAGACAAUGGCAGCCCCAUCAUCGUGUUUCCAGAGUUUCCCUCAUUUGGAGAGAUAACAGACAGAGAGUUCCACAAUGUACUCACCUACCUGACCAGUGUGCCCAGCUUGUCCCCAACAGAAGUGGGUUUCAUUCUCGUCAUUGAUCGGCGACAAGACAGAUGGGCAGCUGUCAAGGGGACUCUGCUCCGGAUAGCUGGCGCCUUCCCGGGGAACCUCCAGCUUGUCCUGGUCCUGAGGCCCACCACCCUCCUGCAGCGUACCCUGUCCGACAUCCUCUUCAAGAUGAACAAAGAUGAGUUCAAAAUGAAAGUCCCGGUAAUCAUGCUGAGCUCACUGACGGAGCUUCAUUCCUACAUCGACCGGUCACAGCUCACCCAGGAGCUCGGGGGGACUCAGGAGUACUGCCAUGAGAAGUGGAUCUCCCAUCGCACUGCUAUUGAGGGCUUUGCUUUAAUGGUGAAGAAGAUGGCACAGACUCUUCAAUCGUUUGGGAUGGAACUGGCUGAAACUGAACUCCCAAAUGAAAUUCAAGCCACAACCACUCUACUCAACACACACACCAGCAAGAAAAACAAAAUGAAGGACGACCUGUUGGUGACUUUGGGACAAGGCAGCCAACUUCUAGAGAGCAUCAAUGAGCCAGUAGUACGAGAUCCAGACCACAAUAUGAACCAGGAUGAGUUGGAAAACCUGGCGACUGUGCAAAGACUGCUCUCCCAGCUGGAUGAGACGGAGAGGGCGUUUGAUGAGUUCUGGGUGAGGCACCAAACCAAACUGGACCAGUGUCUGCAGCUGUGCCACUUUGAGCAUAACUACAAAGAGGUGAACGCUCUGCUGAACCAGGUGGCGGAAAAGCUUUCAACAUUUUCCGAGGUGGGGAUCAGCCCCGCACACGCCGACCAUAUCUUCAAUGAACUCACCACCUAUGAGAAGAAAGUCUGUGAGGUGGUGGACAGGGCUGCAGCUUUGGCCCAUGAGGGAGACGAGCUGGUGCAACACUCGCACUAUUCAGAGGAGUCCAUCCAGCCAAAAUGCUCUGACCUCAGAUCAGCCAGUGAAAAUGUGUCCAACAACUUUAAAGCAAAGAAAGCCCACCUUCUGAAAGCUCUUGAGCUGCACCACCAUCUGGAACGAGCAACAAAGUGGUGCGAUGAGGGCAUAUACUUACUAGCAUCGCAGCCAGUGGACAAGUGCCAGUCACAUGAGGGGGCAGAGCUGGCACUGAAGGAACUUGAACGGCACUUGGACAAUUCAGGACAGAAUCAGCUGACAGACCUUAGUGGAAUAGGGAGUGAAUAUGAGGCUGUUCUUAACCCGCAGUUCAGAGAUCAAGUGGAAAAGGUCUUCCAAAAGCAAACGUCGAUGCUGGAGAUGUUUGAUAAGAGGAGGGUCAGUUUGAAAAAGCUCGCAGCCAAACAGACAAGACCAGUCCAGCCUGUCGCCCCGAGACCAGAGGCUUUCAUCAAAUCCCCUCUCACCUCUCCUGCUCACAAAGUACAACAGGAGAGGAUUUCAGAGGUGGAUUCCUGCACUACCAUCAUCUGUGAAACAGGAAAUGGGCAGCUGCUGAAUGGAGACAGUACGAGCCGACACGCCUCUCUGUCAGAGGAAGAGGAAAACUUGGCAGUGCUGCGGAGACAUGUGAUGAAUGAGCUGCUAGAAACUGAAAGAGCCUAUGUGGAAGAACUGCUUUGUGUUCUACAGGGCUAUGCCUCUGAGAUGGAUAAUCCAGCAAUGGCCCCCCUCAUCCCCACUCCUUUGCAAAACAAAAAGGAGAUUUUGUUUGGCAACAUGCCAGAAAUCUACCACUUCCAUAAGAGAACUUUCCUCCGAGAGUUGGAGCUGUACACUGACUGUCCGGAGUUGGUUGGAAGAUGUUUUCUUGAACGUAUGACUGACCUACAGAUCUAUGAGAAGUACUGCCAUAACAAGCCCCGCUCAGAAAGCCUUUGGAGGCAGUGCUCCGACUGUGCCUUUUUCCAGGAGUGUCAGAAGAAGUUAGAACAUAAACUGGGCCUGGAUUCUUACCUGCUCAAACCUGUUCAAAGAAUUACCAAAUAUCAGCUGCUAUUAAAGGAAAUGUUGAAGUACAGUAAGGGCUGUGAAGGAGCAGAGGACCUACAGGACGCUCUUACCUCUAUCGUAGGCAUCCUGAAGGCCGUUAACGACUCCAUGCACCUUAUCGCCAUCACAGGAUACGAGGGAAAUCUGAGUGAGCUGGGUAAACUGCUGAUGCAAGGUUCGUUCAGUGUGUGGACAGAGCAUAAGAAAGGCCAUGCCAAAGUGAAAGACUUGGCUCGGUUUAAGCCCAUGCAGAGACACCUUUUCCUUCAUGAAAAAGCCCUACUCUUCUGCAAACGAAGAGAGGAGAACGGAGAGGGUUACGAGAAAGCCCCGUCCUACAGCUUCAAACAGUCCCUCAGUAUGAAUGCUAUUGGCUUCACUGAAAAUGCCAAGGGAGACAAUAAGAAGUUUGAAAUCUGGUCCAACUCCAGAGAAGAAGUCUAUAUUGUGCAGGCCCCGACUGCUGAAGUGAAGACUGUUUGGGUGAAUGAAAUCAGAAAGGUCUUGACGACGCAGCUUGAGGCGUGCAGAGAGGCCCGCCAACAGAGGGCACCAGACCAUGUUUUCCAGUUUCCUCCAGUGACAGGAGGAGCUGUGAGCCUCAGCCCUUUUAAGACUGGACAGAAGUCACUGAAGAAGGGAGAAGAGAGGAAAGCAGAGCCAGGCAGCCCCGACGUCAACUGUUCUUCACCAAAACCAGCUGGAAAAGAAGAGGCUCUCAUAAGUCCUACCUCAGAGAGAGCGGCUGUUGCUAAAAAGCGCUUUACUUUACAGGGCUUUAGUAACUUCAAAGCCCCGAAAGAGUUCUCAGCUUCUGAUGAUAAAAGUUUUACGUUACCCCUGAUGAUCCUACCAUCUCCAGAAUCUCCCCCAAGCCCUGAUCACAAGACAAAACGGCAGAGUGAUCCCACACCAUUUGGCUUCAAAGAUGCAGGGCCCCCUCCCCUUCACCUGAGCAGAGCCAGUUGGUUCAGCACCACUAGUGUCAGACACAGUAAAUGGAGAGGAUGGAACAAGGCCUCGAUGUCCCUGAAUACCUCUGAGGAGCAGGAUGGAUACUCCAGUGCUGAAGACCCACUAAACUCAGACAAUGAGGACGACGCUGACAAGAAACUAUGUGUUGGCAAAUACAUUGUGAAUAUUGAUCUCAAUGGCUCUGAAGAUUUGUCAAUGAAGAGUGGAGACAUGGUUCAGUUAGUCCGAGAGGGCGAAGACAAACAGUGGCUUGUCCGCAACCUUAGCACUUCAAAGGAGGGUUGGAUUGCUGCUUCAAAUCUUAUAUCACUCGUCAAAAAGUCUAAGUCAUGCCAGUCCCUCAACAGCUCAGAGGGCAGUGGCUCUGGAAAUCUCAGCACGUCGUCCAGUUGCAGUGAGACCUACACUGGUUUUUCUGAUCUCAAACCCUGAGAUCACGUGCACUUUCUGUUCCCGACCAAACAGCCCAUUUGGAUGCUAGCAUCACGUGACUAUCUGUGCUGUAUUGCCAACAUUGUACUGUUUGAUUAUUGUACAGUUUCCACAAAAAACAUGUCUUUAUUAUUUGUCCGGUCAUAAAUGACAGAAUUAAUGUUAAGAUGUGUCAGAGUACGUUUCGAACCUGCCGUUAAUUCUCUUUUUCACAAUAUAUGUAUAAUUAUUCUGUAACAGCAGUAUGAAUGAGCCAGCCGGACUGGACUGAUUGUGUUAUCUGUCUGUCUGAUCAAAUCACACCCAAGGUAAAACUGUUACUGUUACACCACCAUGUAUAAAUAUUUGCACAUAUUUACUUACUGCUAGAUUUGAAGACUGUUUUGUGUAUUUAUUAUUUACUAUUUUUGUUAAAAAAUCAAGUUGCAUAUAUGUAAAGUUGUCUGUCUGUGUCAGUUCAUGUAACUACCAGCUUCUCUGAGAUUUUGUCUAAAAGUGAUGCACAAAACUUGAUGGAUCAAGUAAGCUACAGUUAAAACAUGUUUGCGUGAAGUUGAACUAGAUGGAGGUGACUGUAUAGAUUUAAUUUAUUCUCUUUUGAGGAUUAUGUUGAAUGUAGAUAUUGUUCAUGUUUGUCAU
Messenger RNA from Periophthalmus magnuspinnatus, 4469 nucleotides. It is a transcript of the gene mcf2lb, whose product is annotated as mcf.2 cell line derived transforming sequence-like b. Lineage: Eukaryota; Metazoa; Chordata; Actinopteri; Gobiiformes; Gobiidae. Gene Ontology annotation, cellular component: cytoplasm; extrinsic component of membrane. The transcript has 35 exons. The record is from RefSeq and is a predicted model, not a curated record. Gene Ontology annotation, molecular function: protein binding; guanyl-nucleotide exchange factor activity. Gene Ontology annotation, biological process: positive regulation of Rho protein signal transduction; intracellular signal transduction. Bases 186 to 3830 code for a protein of 1214 amino acids.